Solanum verrucosum is the source of this 525-nucleotide messenger RNA. RefSeq lists its product as uncharacterized. The record is from RefSeq and is a predicted model, not a curated record. Bases 1 to 525 code for a protein of 174 amino acids. NCBI's taxonomy places the organism in Eukaryota, Viridiplantae, Streptophyta, Magnoliopsida, Solanales, Solanaceae. The transcript has a single exon.
AUGGCUCUUUAUGGGAGAAAGUGUAGAUCGCCUAUUGGUUGGCUUGAAGUUGGUGAAGUUGAGUUGAUAGGGCCAAACUUAGUUCAUCAAGCCAUGGAGAAUAUGAAGAUUAUUCAGGAAACGUUAAAAACAACACAGAGUCAUCAGAAAUCCUAUACAUAUGUUAGGAGAAGAGACUUAGAAUUUGAGGUUGAUGAUUGGUUCUACUUAAAUAUUUCACCCAUGAAGGAUGUUAUGAGAUUUGGUAAGAAAGGGAAACUCAGUCCCUGGUAUAUUGGUCCUUAUAGGAUAUCCAAGAGGGUUGACAAGGUUGCUUAUGAGUUGGAUCUACCUUCAGAAUUAGCAGCAGUUCAUCUGGUGUUCCAUGUAUCGAUGUUAAAUAAGUGUUUGGGUGAUCCUUCACUCAUUGUACCUACUGAUAAUAUUGGUAUCAAGGACAACCUAUCAUAUGAGAAUGUUACCAUUCAGAUUCUUGAUCGUCACAAGUUGAGAACCAAAGAGGUUUCAUCAGCCAAGGUCUUAUGA